UGAUUGAGAAGAUCCUAAAUUCUGACUGGUACCGCAAAAUUCCUAAAAUUGCCACAAGUAUAGAUCAACUUGUAAUUCCGACUAUGCCAGAGGAUGUCAUCGGAAAAUGGAGUUUCAUUCUUUAUAAAGAAUCACUUGUUACUUAUCGUAAAGAAACAAAUAGCAGUGUCCACAAACGGGAAGUAGCACUCACAGUAGCGCAUGCAAUGUUACAUCAGUUGUUAGAUAAUGCAAUUUCCCCGUCGUGGUGGUCCGACUUAUGGUUGAGUGAAGGGCUUGCCACUCUUCUUCAUGUGGAAAUUCUAGAUAAGGGUCUUUUAUAUUAUUAACGCAAGCUUCAGUAAUAUUCGGUUCAAUAUUCAUUCAAUCAAAUAUGGUUUUCCUUUAUAGAUUUUUCCGAAAUGGCGACUUCUGGAUUUUUCGUGGUUCAAGUUUAGCAAGACUGUCUUCGUCUCGACACAAAUAUU
Molecule: messenger RNA, 467 nt
Organism: Ooceraea biroi (clonal raider ant)
Lineage: Eukaryota; Metazoa; Arthropoda; Insecta; Hymenoptera; Formicidae
Product: endoplasmic reticulum aminopeptidase 1
Biological process (GO): peptide catabolic process; proteolysis
Cellular component (GO): membrane; cytoplasm
Molecular function (GO): zinc ion binding; metalloaminopeptidase activity; peptide binding
Source: RefSeq, a predicted model, not a curated record